GACGGGAUUUACCCGCGAGUCGCUACCCGUAUUUUCAGCAAAGGUUUCAUGUUGUUUGGGUGAUAAUAUUAAAACUGUUGCUGGAAAUACGGGGACGCUACUCUGGGUUGAAAAAGAAAGUGGAAACGUCGGUUCAACCAAUCAGAGCGAAGGAAUUGUUAAAGUUGAUGACGAGACAAUGGCGUUUGUUCCAACACACGAGUGGCAGGAAGUCAAAGAAGGGCAAGCGAUCCCACCUGGCCUCCAUGUUAAGAUGGACAUGAGUGGUGGGGGAAGAUGGGCCAAGUUAAUGGACGAGGGUGGGGGUGGGAAGAACAUGCAGGUCAUGACGGUUGAACAGGAGGAUGGGAAGAAGGAGGGAAGUCCACAGAUGGACGGCCACUCGGUGGCAGAGUUGAAACAAGCGUUGAAGAAAAUAAAAGCGGAAUCGACCUUGGAUAGUAAAGUGGAAGAUGUGAAGAAGAAGUUCAAAUCCAUGGAUGAAAUCAAGGAGGUUCUUGGUCAAUAUGAGAUGAAACAAGAGAGUGAUGUUGAUGUAAUGAAGAGGUUGCUAGGAGUCCUCCGGACUUCUGGGGAGGAGUCCGCGAUCAUCUUGGCUCUUCAGGAUCUCGAGUAUUAUGUGCAUCAGAUCGACAAUGCUAACGACUUAGUGAAGAUCGGGGGUUUCCCUGAUGUGAUAUCGUUGUUCAACCACACGAGGGCAGAAGUGAGGGAGGAAGCGAUCCACUUGGUGGGGAGUGCGGCACAGAGCAACCCACCCGUGCAAAUUAAGAUUAUCGAGUUAGGGGUUUUACCCAAGUUGCUAAAAAUCCUCGCUGAUGAGGGGGAAUCCCCAGCUGUAAGAAAGAAAAGUUUGUUUGCGAUUUCUUCGAUCGUUCGACAUUUUCCACUCGCGCAACAAAAGUUGGGGGAGUUCGGGGGAAUACAAGUUCUUAUGCAGUUGUUUCAACAGGAUAAAACGUCAAGUUUCCGAAUGAAAGCGAUUCGAUUGGUCGAUGAUUUAAUUAUGGAACGACUUACAACCAAUCAGGGAACGGAUAAAAUGAAGCAAUACGAUAAACUUCCGUUAUUCACAAAACUACAAGAGUUAGACUGGUGCCACCUAGUGGUUGAAUCAUUAAACUCGGAUUCGCACGAACAUCGUGAGAUUUCUAUGAAUGCGAUGAAUAAUCUCCGACCAGCGUGUCCGAGAGGGUUUGAUUCGAAACCAGCGAUGAAAAAGUUGAAACAAUUAAAGGAAGAAUACAAAUCAUUAUGGAAUGCCGAGGUUGCCGAUGGCGAUGAUGAUGGUUAUUUCAAGCUGUUGUAUAAUCUUGUUGGGGAAGUGACGGAUAAUUGGUCGAACUGGCAACAAAAAGAUGAGUUAUGAUAUCAUAAGGAUCUAAUAUGAUGUCAUGAUGAUGGAGGAUAGCAAUGACCCUACACAAAGUUACACCAGAGGGAUUGAGGGCGAGAAAAACACUGUUUUAAUAAAAUAUGUUUUUGUAAAAA
This is a messenger RNA of Ciona intestinalis (vase tunicate), 1491 nucleotides long. The record is from RefSeq and is a predicted model, not a curated record. NCBI's taxonomy places the organism in Eukaryota, Metazoa, Chordata, Ascidiacea, Phlebobranchia, Cionidae.